This is a messenger RNA of Suhomyces tanzawaensis NRRL Y-17324, 162 nucleotides long. RefSeq lists its product as uncharacterized. NCBI's taxonomy places the organism in Eukaryota, Fungi, Ascomycota, Pichiomycetes, Serinales, Debaryomycetaceae. The record is from RefSeq and is a predicted model, not a curated record. The annotation marks the transcript as partial. The transcript has a single exon.
AAAGAAGCCAAAAUCGAGGAGAUACUCCAGUUGAAAGCAAAGAUCAACACCCUCAUGAACAACAUCAGAGACACCAAGCAGGUGAGCGACAAGUUCGAGAACGAGAACCAGUACUUGCAGGAGUACUUCGGUAGCUUGAUGAAGAGCGAGGACCUAAAGUAG